AUGGCCCUCAAUCUUCGUAAAAACCAUCAAAUCCUCAAAAUCAUUAACGACGCCCUAAUUGACCUCCCAGCUCCAUCAAACAUUUCAACAUGAUGAAACUUCGGGUCCCUACUAGGCGUUUGCUUAAUUACUCAAAUUGUCACAGGUCUCCUACUAGCUAUACACUAUACAGCAGACACCAACCUAGCUUUUGCCUCUGUAGCCCACAUAUGCCGAGACGUACAAUUCGGCUGACUCAUCCGCAACCUCCAUGCAAACGGAGCCUCCUUCUUCUUCAUCUGCAUUUAUCUUCACAUCGGCCGAGGCCUCUACUACGGCUCUUACCUAAACAAAGAAACCUGAAAUGUUGGAGUUAUCCUCCUUCUAACCCUAAUAGCAACUGCCUUCGUCGGAUACGUCCUACCAUGAGGACAAAUAUCAUUCUGAGGCGCUACCGUAAUUACAAACCUAUUCUCAGCCAUCCCAUACAUCGGACAAACACUAGUAGAAUGAGCCUGAGGAGGAUUUUCCGUCGACAACCCCACGCUGACCCGAUUCUUCGCCCUCCACUUCCUUCUCCCUUUCGUCAUCGUUGGACUUACCCUCGUCCACCUAACAUUCCUCCACGAAACGGGCUCAAACAACCCACUAGGCAUCCCAUCAGACUGCGACAAAAUUCCUUUCCAUCCAUACUACACCAUCAAAGACAUCCUAGGAUUUGUCCUAAUACUUUCACUGCUUGUCUCACUAGCCCUAUUCUCCCCUAACCUCCUGGGAGACCCAGAAAAUUUCACCCCAGCCAACCCACUAGUCACUCCACCCCACAUUAAACCAGAGUGAUACUUCCUAUUUGCCUACGCCAUUCUCCGAUCCAUCCCAAAUAAACUAGGAGGAGUACUAGCCCUAGCCGCCUCAAUCCUAGUCCUUUUCCUCACUCCACUACUACACACAUCAAAACUACGAUCAAUAACUUUCCGUCCCCUAUCACAAAUCCUAUUCUGAGCCCUAGUCGCCAACGUCCUAAUCCUAACUUGAGUAGGCAGCCAACCAGUAGAACACCCAUUCAUCAUCAUCGGCCAACUAGCCUCACUCUCAUACUUCACAAUCAUCCUAAUUCUAUUCCCCCUCGCGGCCGCCUUAGAGAAUAAACUACUCAAACUUUAA
This is a messenger RNA of Agelaius phoeniceus (red-winged blackbird), 1143 nucleotides long. NCBI's taxonomy places the organism in Eukaryota, Metazoa, Chordata, Aves, Passeriformes, Icteridae. The record is from the annotation of a RefSeq genome assembly.